This is a messenger RNA of Salvia hispanica, 2110 nucleotides long. RefSeq names its product long-chain base1 (gene LCB1). Gene Ontology annotation, biological process: sphingosine biosynthetic process; ceramide biosynthetic process. The record is from RefSeq and is a predicted model, not a curated record. Gene Ontology annotation, cellular component: endoplasmic reticulum. Gene Ontology annotation, molecular function: pyridoxal phosphate binding; serine C-palmitoyltransferase activity. Lineage: Eukaryota; Viridiplantae; Streptophyta; Magnoliopsida; Lamiales; Lamiaceae.
UCCUCAUUGGCCAUAUCUCUCGUCUCUUAAUACUCUCUCCAGCUGAUUCCAUCUCAAAAUUUCCGGCGAAAAUCACCAAAUUCACCACCACAACCGCCGCCACAGCCCCCGUUUCUUCCUUGUUCUCGGCCGACUGAUCAGCACAUCACAUCCCCGCUGCUGCCGCCGCCGUGGAAAUUUGCUCGCCGCCCUCUUUUCAGCCCCAACUCAACAACACCAAGAAGCUGUAAAUCCUAUCUGUUCAUCAGCUCAUGAGCUGAAGUGAAGGUGUUUCAGUAAGAUGCAUUAAUGAGAUUUUGUAUAAUACGUUACCGCGAGGACUCGGGACACCUUCUGGAUUCUUAGUCAUUUAGUGCGUGUUUGUGUCUUUCCAAGUUGACUCGAUGGAUACAGUAUUGUCCUCUUUCGAAACUGUUGUUAAGUCCGUCACGGAUUGGGUUGCUUUGGCUUUUGAUACCCCAUAUGCUCGAUCGGUUGUCUUUGGAGUGCCAAUCAAAGGCCAUCUUCUUGUGGAAGGUCUUCUCUUAGUUGUAAUUCUUUUUCUUAUGACCCAAAAAAGUUACAAGCCUCCAAAAAGACCAUUGACAAAGAAGGAAGUAGAUGAAUUAUGUGAUGAAUGGGUCCCAGAACCCUUAAUUCCCUCUAUUUCUGAAGAGAUGAAGUAUGAACCUCCAGUAUUAGAAAGUGCUGCUGGACCACAUGCUGUAGUUAAUGGUGUUGAAGUCGUGAACUUCACAUCAGCAAAUUACCUUGGUCUUCUAGGGCACGAUAAACUGCAAGAGUCAUGUACCAAGGCACUGGAAAAGUAUGGUGUUGGUUCUUGUGGUCCUCGUGGAUUUUAUGGGACAAUUGAUGUGCACCUUGAUUGCGAGGCCAGAAUAGCAAAGUUUCUUGGAACUUCUGAUUCGAUACUUUAUUCAUAUGGACUUUCCACGAUGUUUAGCAUCAUUCCAGCAUUUUGUAAGAAGGGUGACGUCGUUGUUGUAGAUGAGGGUGUCCACUGGGGAAUUCAGAAUGGCCUUCACCUCUCUAGAAGUACGAUUAUAUAUUUCAAACACAAUGAUAUGAAGUCCUUACAGAGUAUUCUGGAAAGUGUUACCCAUGAGAACAAAAGAGCUAAGAAGGUCAGACGGUAUAUCGUUGUAGAAGCUGUCUAUCAGAAUUCUGGUCAAAUUGCUCCAUUGGACGAAAUAAUCAAACUGAAGGAGCAAUAUCGAUUCCGUGUUAUACUAGAUGAAAGCAAUUCUAUAGGAGUUCUUGGAAGUUCCGGUAGAGGUCUCACUGAACAUUGCAAAAUUCCAGUUGAGAAGAUAGAUAUCGUCUCUGCUGCGAUGGGACAUGCGUUGGCCACUGAAGGAGGGUUUUGCACUGGAAGUGCCAGAGUGAUUGAUCACCAGCGUCUCAGUAGCUCCGGUUACGUGUUCUCUGCUUCUUUGCCUCCUUAUCUGGCGAGUGCUGCAAUCACCGCCAUUGAUGUUCUUGAAGAAAAUCCUAAUCUUAUCACCAAGUUGAGAGAGAACAUAGCAUCUCUCCAUAAAGGUUUAUCUGGUGUACAAGGCCUUGAGAUAGUCAGUGAUCCAAAAUCGCCCAUCGUUUUUCUGAAACUGAAGAACUCCACAGGAUUCGCCAGGGGUGAUCUUCAAGUGCUUGAAGAUCUUGCCAAUCAUCUAUUGAAGGAACAUGGCGUUUUCGUUGCACCUUCGAAAAGAUCGAUACUGGACAAAUGCAAGCUGCCUGCUGGAAUUAGGUUAUAUGUGUCGGCUGGUCAUACAAAAACGGAUCUGGAUAAAGCAUGUGAAGCAUUCAAGCAAGCUGCAGCCCUUGUAUUGGCAGGCCAAUGACUCCAUUUUCCUGAAUGCUUCAGUUGUUGGAGCCUCGAGACAAUGAUGAAGUCGCUUAAACGCGCCCACCGGGAUCAUUAGUGACAAACUAACUUUGGUAUAUCGUCGUUAGAUUGCUUCUUCUUGGCUUGCUCAUGUGUUGAAAAAACAUAAGUCUGCUGGGAUCUCUAGAUAGCUUUUUGGUCAAAUUAUGGUGUUGUAAUGUUCUUAACAUAAUUAUUGGGAUUGUUUCAUAUGGGGAAAGAGAUGCUGACUUUUUUGAUGUGUUA